GGCGCCAGGACCUCGAUAUAAGCCCACUUUGACCCAGCGAGCUGCCCUUCUCGCAGGCUGGAAGGCUGGGUGCGCAUUCGGGAGAGCGCGAAGGGGGGAAUCCACGCGUUGGGCUGUAUCCCGCUUUGCAAGAGAUCAGCCCCUGCGCAACUGACGCGCCUCGAACCGCAUCCUUUUAAGCCCCGUUUGUUUCCCUCGCCGCUUUCGAAGAUGCCCGCCAGCCCGGCCAGGCGGCCGCUGCUCUUGCUGCUGACCCUUUGCGUGGGAGCGGGAGUGCGGGGCGCCCCACCCCAGGCGGAGAACAGUCGAAGGCAAGCCCAACAUAUCGUCCAGCCCGCCCUGCCAGCCAGCCAGAGCAAAUCCGGCUGCUAUGAUAAUGGGCAACACUAUCAGAUAAACCAGCAGUGGGAGCGCAUUUACCUGGGGAACACUCUGAUCUGUACCUGCUAUGGAGGGAGCAGAGGGUUUAACUGUGAAAGCAAGCCUGAAGAGGAAGAAACCUGCUUUGACAAAUACACUGGAGCUACUUACAGUGUUGGGAAAACCUAUGAGCGAUCGAAGGACUCCAUGAUCUGGGACUGUACCUGCAUCGGGGCUGGCCGUGGUAGAAUCAGCUGCACGAUUGCAAAUCGCUGUCAUGAAGGAGGCCAAUCCUACAAGAUUGGUGAUACCUGGAGAAGACCUCAUGAGACCGGUGGCUACAUGUUAGAAUGUGUGUGUCUUGGCAAUGGAAAGGGUGAAUGGACUUGCAAACCAGUUGCUGAGCGGUGCUAUGAUAAUACUGCUGGGACUUCCUAUGUUGUUGGAGAGAUCUGGGAGAAACCCUAUCAGGGCUGGAUGAUGGUGGACUGUACUUGCUUAGGAGAAGGCAGCGGGCGCAUCACCUGCACCUCCAGAAACAGGUGCAAUGAUCAGGACACGAAGACAUCCUACAGAAUUGGAGAUACCUGGAGUAAGAAAGACAACAGAGGAAAUCUGCUUCAGUGCAUCUGCACAGGGAAUGGCAGAGGGGAAUGGAAAUGUGAGAGGCAUUCAUCUCUCCAAACCACAGGCAUAGGAACUGGAUCUGCUACCAUCACAGAUGUACAAACUGCACUCUACCAACCUCAGCCCCAGCCUGCUCCAUAUGGGCACUGUGUGACCGACAAUGGCAUGGUAUAUUCUUUGGGGAUGCAGUGGCUUAAGACACAGGGCAGCCAGCAUAUGCUGUGUACCUGUUUAGGCAAUGGAGUCAGCUGCCAGGAAACAGCUGUGACACAAACCUACGGUGGCAAUUCCAACGGGGAGCCCUGUGUCUUCCCGUUCACCUAUAAUGGGAGGACUUUCUACUCAUGCACUGCUGAAGGCCGUAAUGAUGGGACUCUCUGGUGCAGCACAACCUCAAACUUUGAUCAAGAAAAGAGAUACUCUUUCUGCACAGAACAAAAUGUCUUAGUUCAAACACGUGGUGGUAACUCCAAUGGUGCCCUGUGCCACUUCCCUUUCCUCUUCAACAACCGGAAUUACACUGACUGUACUUCUGAGGGGCGAAGAGAUAAUAUGAAGUGGUGUGGCACCACCUCAAACUAUGAUGCUGAUCAAAAAUUUGGAUUUUGUCCCAUGGCAGCUCAUGAGGAAAUCUGCACAACCAAUGAAGGAGUCAUGUACCGUGUGGGAGACCAGUGGGACAAGCAGCAUGAGAUGGGCCAUAUGAUGAAGUGCACUUGUGUGGGAAAUGGGCGUGGAGAGUGGACCUGCAUUGCUUAUUCCCAGCUCAGAGACCAGUGUAUAGUUGACGGGAUCACCUACGACGUAAACCAGACAUUCCACAAACGCCAUGAAGAAGGACACAUGCUGAACUGUACGUGCUUCGGCCAAGGGCGGGGGAGAUGGAAGUGUGACCCUAUUGACCAGUGCCAAGAUUCUGAAAGCCAGACCUUUUACCAGAUUGGGGAUUCAUGGGAGAAGCAUGUUCAUGGUGUCAGAUAUCAGUGCUAUUGUUACGGUCGUGGUAUUGGGGAAUGGCACUGCCAGCCUUUGACUGCAUACCCAGGUUCCACUGGUCCUGUGCAAGUUAUUAUUACAGAUGUCCCAAUUCAUCCUGAUUCUCAUCCUGUCCAGUGGGUUGCACCUGAAUCCUCUCACAUUUCCAAGUACAUUCUCCGAUGGAGACCAAAAAACUCAAAGGUGAAGUGGAAAGAGGCCACAAUCCCAGGCUAUUUGAAUUCCUACACUAUCUCAGGCCUGAAACCUGGUGUUCUUUAUGAGGGUCAACUUAUUAGUGUUCAGCAUUAUGGCCAGAAAGAAGUCACCCGUUUUGAAUUUACCACCUCUAGUACCACAGCUAUUUCAAAUACUCGUGUGACAGGAGAAACAACAGCACUUCCUUCUGUGGUUUCUAUCUCGGAAUCCAUCACAGAAAUUACAGCCAAUAGUUUUGUGGUCUCCUGGGUUUCUGCUUCUGACACUGUCUCAGGAUUCCGUGUGGAGUAUGAACUGAGUGAAGAUGGUGAUGAGCCCAAGUAUUUGGAUCUUCCAAGCACAGUCAAUUCAGUUAGUAUCUCCAACUUGCUUCCGGGUCGCAAUUACAUUGUCAAAGUCUAUGAGGUUUCAGAAGAAGGAGAGCAUGAUCUGAUUUUGUCAACUACACAGACAACAGCACCUGAUGCCCCUCCUGAGCACGUUGUACAAAAGGUUGAUGACACUUCAAUCAUCGUGAGUUGGAGCAGACCAGAAGCUCCCAUCACAGGUUACCGAAUUGUUUAUACUCCAUCCAUGGAAGGCAGCAGUACAGAACUCAACCUACCAGAAUCUGCUACCUCUGUGACACUCAGUGAUUUGUUGCCUGGUGUUCAGUACAAUAUUAGCAUAUAUGCUGUGGAAGAGAACCAGGAGAGCACUCCCAUCUUCAUUCAGAAGACAACCACAGGCGUGCUACAGGCAGGUGAGAUUCCUUCUCCAAAGGAUCUGCAAUUUGUGGAAGUCACUGAUGUCAAAAUCACCAUCAUGUGGAAACCCCCUGACAGUGCAGUGACUGGCUAUCGUGUAGAAGUGAUCCCAGUGAACCGCCCUGGUGAACAUGGGCAGAGGUUGCCUGUUACUAAGUAUUCCUUUGCUGAGGUCACAGAGCUUUUGCCUGGAACAACCUAUCUUUUCAAGAUCUAUGCCUUAGGACAAGGCACAGAAAGCGAGCCAUUGACUGGAGAACAGAUAACCAGACUUGAUGGCCCAACCAACCUGCGCCUUGUCAAUGAGACGGACUCUACUGUGCUGGUGACAUGGAGGCCCCCUCGUGCCCGUAUUACAGGAUAUCUACUUACUGUGGGCCUCACAACAGGAGAACCAAAGCAGUACACUGUGGUGCCAUCAUCCACUCGAUACCUGGUGAGGAACUUGCAGCCUGGCUCUGAGUACACUGUGUCCCUAGUGGCUGUCAAGGAUAACCAGCAGAGUAACCCAGAAACAGGAAUCUUCACAACUUUGCAGCCCACAGGCACAGUUCCUCACUAUACCACUGAAGUGACAGGAACAUCCAUUGUUAUUACCUGGACACCUGCGCCAAGAAUUGGUUUUAAGCUGGGUGUGAGACCAAGCCAAGGUGGAGAAGCUCCAAGGGAAGUCAUCUCUGAGUCUGGGAGCAUUGUUAUAUCGGGUCUGACUCCUGGUGUGGAAUACAUCUACAGCAUCACAGUCCUCACUGACGGCCAAGAGAGGGACUCUCCUAUCAUCAGAACAGUAGUUACACCACUGUCACCGCCAACCAACUUGCAACUUGAUUCCAACCCUGACACAGGAAUCCUCACAGUUUCUUGGGAAAGAAGCACCUCUCCAGAUAUCACUGGGUACAGAAUUACUACUGUCCCUACAAAUGGCCAGCAAGGCUACACCCUUGAGGAACAAGUCGAAGCUGAGCACACAACCUGCAUCUUUGAAAAUCUGAGUCCUGGAGUGGAGUACAAUGUCAGUGUUUACACAGUCAAAGAUGACCAGGAGAGCUUUCCCAUCUCUGAAACCAUCACCCAAGAGGUGCCCCCCCUCACUGACUUAAGCUUUGUUGACGUAACUGAUACAAGCAUCGGCCUGAGGUGGACCCCACUAAAUGCCUCCACUAUUAUUGGCUACCGCAUCACAGUAGUUGCAGCUGGAGAAAGUGUCCCCAUUUUUGAAGAUUUUGUGGACUCUUCAGAGGGACAUUAUACAGUCAGAGGCCUGGAGCCGGGCAUUGAUUAUGAGAUCAGCGUAAUCACACUCAUUAAUGGCGGAGAGAGUGCCCCUACUACGCUGACUCAGCAAACUGCUGUCCCUCCCCCCACUGAUCUGCGUUUUACCAAUGUGGGACCUGACACUAUAAGAGUAACUUGGACUCCACCUACAUCUAUUGAGCUGACCAGCUUUCUUGUUCGUUUCUCACCUGUGAAGAAAGAAGAGGAUGUUGCAGAGCUGACCAUCUCACCAUCUGACAAUGUGGUGGUUUUAACAAAUCUUCUCCCUGGUACUGUGUAUUUGAUCAGGGUCUACAGUGUAUAUGAACAACAUGAGAGUAAACCUCUGACUGGAGAGCAGAAAACAGACCUUGAUUCCCCAACUGGAUUUGACGUCUCAGAAAUAACAGCCCACUCUUUCACUGUCUAUUGGAUUGCUCCUCGCGCCCCCAUCACUGGCUAUAAAAUACGCCAUUACCUUGAGCAAGGUGGAAGAGGACCCAAAGAAGUCCGCAUUGCACCAUCUCGCAAUUCCUUUACUCUCACUGACCUGGUUCCAGGGUCAGAGUACAUAGUUAGCAUUUCUGCAUUCAAUGGCAAAGAGGAGAGCUUGCCUUUGAUUGGACAGCAAAGUACAGUUUCUGAUGUUCCAAGAGAUCUACACGUCACUGCCACUAGCCCCACCAGCCUGGUCAUCUCCUGGGAUGCUCCUGCCGUGACAGUUAGAUACUACAGGAUCACAUAUGGCGAGACAGGUGGCAGUGGGCCUGUUCAAGAGUUCACUGUACCUGGACAUGUGUCUACGGCAACUAUCCCUGGCCUUAAGCCUGGAGUAGACUACACCAUCACUGUCUAUGCAGUCACUGGACGUGGAGACAGUCCUGCCAGCAGCAAGCCAGUCACUGUCAACUACAGAAUAGAGAUCGAUACACCCUCCCAGCUGCAAGUGACUGGUGUCCAGGACAGCAGCAUCACUGUCCGGUGGCAGCCUUCUUCUUCCCCAGUUACUGGUUACAGAGUGACAGCUGCUCCCAAAGAUGGUCAUGGCCCCACGAAGACUAGAGUUCUCUCUGCAGAUCAAACUGAAGUUACAAUUGAUGGACUGCAACCUACAGUCGAAUAUGUAGUUAGUGUCUACGCCCAGGGUCAAAAUGGAGAAAGCCAACCUCUGGUUAAGACAGCUGUUACAAACAUUGACCGCCCUAAAGGACUGACAUUCACUGAGGUGGAUGUCGAUUCCAUCAAAAUUGCUUGGGAAAGCCCACAGGGGCAAGUCACCAGAUACAGGGUGACCUACUCAACCCCUGAGGAUGGAAUCCGCGAGCUAUUCCCUGCUCCAGAUGGUGAAGACGACACUGCGGAGCUGCAUGGCCUCAGGCCUGGUUCUGAGUACACUGUCCACAUCGUUGCCUUGCACGAUGACUUGGAAAGCCUGCCUCUGAUUGGGACCCAGUCCACAGCAAUCCCACCUCCUACAAAUCUGGAGUUUGUUCAGGUUGCUCCAACCACCUUGAAAGCUACCUGGACUGCACCUAAUGUUCGGCUCACUGGAUACAGAGUCAGAGUGAAUCCCAAGGAAAAGAAUGGACCAAUGAAAGAAAUUAAUCUCUCUCCAGACAGUACAUCUGCAGUUGUCUCAGGACUAAUGGUGGCAACCAAAUAUGAAGUCAGCAUCUAUGCUCUGAAGGAUUCUCUGACCAGCAGGCCUGCCCAAGGGGUAGUCAGUACCCUAGAAAAUGUCAGCCCUCCUCGUAGGGCACGUGUCACAGAUGUCACAGAGACGACCAUCACAAUUACCUGGCGUACCAAAACUGAGACGAUUACUGGUUUCCAAAUUGAUGCUAUCCCAGCAAGUGGUCAAAAUCCAGUUCAAAGAAUGAUUGGCCCUGAUGCUAGAACCUACACCAUCACUGGCUUGCAACCUGGCACUGACUACAAGAUUUACAUCUACACCCUGAAUGACAAUGCUCGCAGUUCCCCGGUCAUGAUUGAUGCUUCCACUGCCAUUGACGCCCCUUCCAAUCUCCGGUUCCUCACAACAACCAGCAACUCCGUGUUGCUCACUUGGCAGCCACCCCGUGCCAAGAUCACAGGGUACAUCAUCAGAUAUGAGGCUGCUGGGGGGCAGCCUAAGGAACUGCUUCCUCGUCCUCAUCCUGGCACUACUGAGGCCACUAUCACAGGUCUAGAGCCGGGAACAGAAUAUAUCUUCCGCAUAAUUGCUGUGAAGAAUAAUCAGAAGAGUGAACCAUUGACUGGAAGGACAAGAACAGACGAGCUUCCCCGGCUGGUAACGCUUCCGCACCCCGGCCAAGGCGGACAAGAGAUCCUGGAUGUGCCUUCUGGUGUAGAGAACACACCCUACUUCAACAACAACCCAUAUGACAAUGGAAAUGGUAUCCAACUUCCAGGCACAUCUGGUCAGCACCCUACACUGAGCAACCCAGGCCAAGUCAUUGUGGAAGUAUAUGGGUCUCGGACCCCUACAACUGCAGCAACUCCAGUAAGGCGUAGACCAAGUGUGGAUGAAGAGGCUGGAGUGGUGAGUCGUCAUCCAAUACGAGUACCAGAAGUGGAUGGACCUUCUUAUCCUCAUAACUUUCUGCCCAAUAAUAACACAAGGCUCCAGGAAGCAGUUUCUCAGACAACCAUUUCUUGGACACCCUAUUCAGAGAGCUCUGAAUAUAUUAUCUCUUGCCAACCUGUUGGCACUGAAGGAGAGCCUACAGAGCUAAGAGUUCCUGGCACAUCCUCAAGUGCUACUCUUACUGGUCUUACUAGAGGUGCCACUUACAACAUCAUAGUGGAGGCAAUUAAAAAUCGGAGAAGGCAUAAAGUUCUUGAAGAGGUAGUAACUGUGGGCAAUGCUGUAAGCCAACCAACAGAUGACUCGUGUUAUGAUACUUUCAGUGGCUCUUUCUAUUCUGUUGGGGAGGAAUGGGAACGGAUGUCUGAAACUGGAUUUAAACUCUGGUGCCAGUGUUUAGGCCUUGGCAGUGGACACUUCAGAUGUGACUCUUCAAAAUGGUGUCAUGACAAUAGUGUGAACUAUAAGAUUGGUGAGAAAUGGGACAGGCAAGGAGAGAAUGGACAGAUGAUGAGCUGCACUUGCCUUGGAAACGGAAAAGGAGAAUUCAAGUGUGAACCUCAUGAAGCAACUUGCUAUGAUGAGGGCAAAAUGUACCAUGUAGGAGAACAGUGGCAGAAAGAAUACCUAGGGGCCAUUUGCUCCUGCACUUGCUACGGAGGACAGCAGGGCUGGCGUUGUGACAAUUGUCGUAGACCUGGUGCUGCAACCUCACCUGAAGGUUCUCCUGGUCACACCCAUUUGCAGUACCCACAGAGACAGCCACAAACUGCAAAUACUCAGAAUGUCCAUUGCCCAAUUGAGUGCUUCUACCCUUUACAUCUACAGUCAGACACGCAAAACCGACGAGAUUAACAUCUGCCGACGAAAGUCUUACUUGCCAAGACCAUCCACUCUAGAAUGCUGCUAGAGGAAAGCAGAUCUGUCUUAGGGUGGCCAGAGUCCCUUUCUCAGCUUUUGCUCAACUCACAGUUUCUCCAAGGGAGGCCACUCUUGGAGCGCCUCAAGACUUCUUUUCACAAUGGAUAGCUGUAUAUUGCCUUUUUUUUGCUCAAGGUGUUUCAAUACCAGUCAGUAUUUCCCCCCCAAAAGACAAUUUAUAGUAAUUCAUAAAUUGCUCAGUAUACAUCCUGGCACCCAUUAAGAGAUUGGGGGAGAGGCUCCCCUACUAUAGAGAAUGAAUGAAAGCAAAUCCAAAGUUCUAUGUUCACUUAAUUGUGCAGCUGUCAAUAGGGACUCCAAACCCCAUCACUGUGAUAUUUAAAAAUAUGCACAGUCCUAAUCUUUCUAAAUCACCCUAAUUUCUUUCCCUAGCGGUAUGUUUGUAUUUCGUACUGUUAUUUAUCAACAUUGAUCUCUUUCCUUCCCCUGCCCCCUCCGUUUUUUUCUACAGAAAAAUAUAUUAAAGACACUUAAGUACACCGUUGACAGAGGAAUCUGGUAUCAUUAUGAUCAGUGAUUAUUUUUUAUACUGUAAGUGCCAAAGCUUUUACUACUGUGGGAGACAACUCUUAAUAAAAAGAUUUACAAACCAA
Molecule: messenger RNA, 8303 nt
Organism: Rhineura floridana
Lineage: Eukaryota; Metazoa; Chordata; Lepidosauria; Squamata; Rhineuridae
Gene: FN1
Product: fibronectin 1
Exons: 46
Coding region: 211-7623 (2470 amino acids)
Biological process (GO): nervous system development; heart development; cell-substrate junction assembly
Cellular component (GO): extracellular region
Molecular function (GO): integrin binding; proteoglycan binding
Source: RefSeq, a predicted model, not a curated record